AUGGCGACGAGAAACCAACCAUCUGACGCCCAACCACCGACCACGCUCAACCUCUCCCUUGCGAAAUCAAUCACAUCCAUAUGGCCUUCCUCCAGAAUACGAGCAACAAUGGAGCGGCCAGGAUCCACGCUCCUCGUCUAUGCAGUCGUUACGGCCAAUCGAGUCAGCAGGAGCGAGCAGACGGACUCUUUUACUGAUUCACACGUGGUGCAUUCAAAGAUAUAUCCCCGAUAUAAGUCACGAAAACCCAUCGAGCAUGCUCGAGAUGACUUCAGCAAUUGGCUGACUCCUCAUGAGUCUCCUGACACAGAUGUUGUCCUUCUCGGCCACAGCUUGGGCGGAAUACUCGCUGCUGAAGUUGCACUGUUACAACCAUACUCACCAAAAGGUCCAGAUGCACGCCUGCAUCGGAUUCUAGGCAUCAUAGCUUUCGAUACCCCUUUUCUUGGCAUGCACCCAGGAGUGAUUGGCACAGGUAUCGCCGACAGGAUACCACAGAACGAUACCACAGCUUCGUCUAUAUCAGGGACUGGCAGCCUGUUGAGCCCUGCCGGCUCGCUCGCAUCAAGCAUCCUUAGCCAGAUACCGGACGAUCCUAACUACAAUCCCGCAUUUCCUAACGACGUGCGGACCGUGCAACGCAAUGGUCUCGAAAAGGCCCUAUACUUCAUCAACAAGCAUUCAGAUGGGCUAACCAAAGCAACGAAAGAAUACGUGACAUCGCACUUUGAGUUUGGCGGCUGCAUGGCAGACUAUCCUGGUUUGAAGAGAAGGUACAAUGCAGUACGAUCCUUGGAGGAUGUCGAUGAGCUGGCCCAGAGGAGAGAUUCGCAGGGUCGGCUCCUACGCCGAGUACGGUUUGUCAAUUACUACUCUGCAAGCACUGGGCGCCUGAAACCACCAAAAGUCCCCGUCGAGCCUCCAGCAACAGAGUUAAAGGAUAUGACCUUACACGUGGACGGUCAGUUAGUCGGGAUGAAGAGUGGCACCGCCACGCCGUCUACCCCGCGACUGUCGGUUGAGGAGCAUCGGGUGGAUGGUGGUAUAAUCCAGAAAACUCUGGAAGACAUGGAUCCCAAGCCUAUGUCGGAUAAUGAGGAAGGCGAUCAACCUCCUCAAACUACGCUUGCCUCUGAAAGUAGGGGUUCUGACUCUGAAAGCCCCAAGCUACACCAGCUUAUCGGCCAAGAACAGGCUGAGAGCCCUUCGCGUCAUCCUGUAGCCGAACACCCCGGAGAGGACGAUGGUCUUCCCUCCAUUCCUCCCCUGCCGCAACGUCCACCAGCCUUCAAUUCCUCCAAGUACACAGACCCAGAUCAUCUCAAGAUUGCACAAAAAGACCAUGCCCGACUGGUCAAAGCAUACGAACGUGCUAAGAAGGACCGGGAGAAAAGCAUCAACGACCGUGAGAAGCUCGUCAAGAAGCGGGAUAAAGCUGCCAAAAAGGAGGCCGACAAGCUCGCCAAGGCAGUAGCAGCGAAUCAGGCUGUUGAAGAGCGUCAAAACCUUAAGCGAUCGGCAACGCUCAACCCAGAGGUCUACGAGAAACAUCUGGCUCGGGACGCCGAAGAGCGUAGGACUGGCGCUAGUACUGAAGGUGAUCUACACAAAGUAAGGAAGCAGCGAGACAGGAAGUUUUGUACGCUGCCACCAAAAGAUCGCAGGACAGGAGUGAGGGAUCCCACUUGGAUACGGGUGUACAUGGAAGGUGUGGAUGAGGUGGUCGCGCACACAACCUUGUUCAACCCUGAAGGACAAACGUACGAGAGGCUGGUCGGUGACACUGCAGAGAGGAUAGAAGGGUGGUUGAAGGAGGCGCAAAGUGUUCAAACGGCGCUGGGAUGUUAG
This is a messenger RNA of Endocarpon pusillum Z07020, 1848 nucleotides long. RefSeq lists its product as uncharacterized. Bases 1 to 1848 code for a protein of 615 amino acids. The record is from RefSeq and is a predicted model, not a curated record. The transcript has 3 exons. NCBI's taxonomy places the organism in Eukaryota, Fungi, Ascomycota, Eurotiomycetes, Verrucariales, Verrucariaceae.